AUGCCUGCGCUCGCGUUUGGACUCAAUGCCACUAGGUCAGGACCCUCAAAGCCAGCGCAAAAGCGCAAAGCAUUCUUCGACGAAGACGACGGUGCUCCAGAAGAUGUGCCCGCCCCAGCAUACGGAGCGAAGAAAUCCUCUAAGCCACUCCGGCCGAUAACAGAUCUGGGCGCCGACGAGGAUGAGAAGGGUCCUCCGAGGAAAUCGCCGAAGCUGUCGUCGUAUGGCUUGCAGCCCGCGAAAGGGAAACCCUCCGCACCCACGCUUGGAAGCGACAAGUACACUAAUCUGUCGGCGUUGAGGAGCGCAAAACUACACGAUGAAGAGGCUUCCAAGCUCGAUGCCUCGGUGUACGACUACGACGCCGUUUAUGAUACAUUCCAUGCACACAAAGAGAAGAAAUCAAAUAGCGAUGCACAGGAUUCGGGACCAAAAUAUAUGGGCUCAUUACUACAGAGCGCAGAAGUGCGAAAGCGAGACCAGCUGCGAGCACGAGAGAAGCUGCUGCAACGGGAACGAGAAGCCGAAGGGGAUGAGUUUGCCGACAAGGAGAAGUUCGUGACAGGCGCAUAUAAGAAACAACAAGAAGAAAUCAAGAAGUUGGAGGAGGAAGAGAAGAAGCGCGAAGAGGCUGAAGAGGAACGCCGGCGGAAAGGUGGUGGCAUGACGGCGUUCCACAAGCGCAUGCUGGAGAAGGAUGAGGAGCGGAUGCAGAUGAUCAAGGAGGCCGAGGAACAGGCCGCCGAGAGGAAGGAACGUGGUGUCGAAGUGGAACAGGAGGCUGAAGAAGGAAUAUCCGAUGCUAAGAUCGCCGAGGAUCUGAACAAACGAGGCACCAGAGUUGUGGUUAACGAUGAGGGUGAAGUCGUGGACAAGCGACAGCUCCUAUCAGCCGGCCUCAAUGUUGCGCCGAAGAAGCCCGGCAAGGACCAACAAGCAACUACGAAACAAGAAUCCGCUCGACCACAAGAAUACUGGCGAUCAUCCAAGGCACACGACGCCCGGGAGGCGCAACGUGAGAGGCAGUCACGUAUGGUGGAGCGGCAGAUCGAAGACAUGCUGGAGAAACAGAAGCAAGCCGAAGCCGAGGAGAACCAAGCACAGCAGGAGAAGAAUAAAAGCAGAGUCACUGAGGCUGACAAGAUGUCUGCCAAGGAGAGAUAUCUGCAGCGGAAGAAGGAAAGAGAGGAAGAAGCGAGAAAGAAGAAAGAGGCCGGGGGCGGCGGUUGA
Cladophialophora yegresii CBS 114405 is the source of this 1230-nucleotide messenger RNA. RefSeq lists its product as uncharacterized. The coding region runs from base 1 to 1230 and encodes 409 amino acids. NCBI's taxonomy places the organism in Eukaryota, Fungi, Ascomycota, Eurotiomycetes, Chaetothyriales, Herpotrichiellaceae. The record is from RefSeq and is a predicted model, not a curated record. Gene Ontology annotation, biological process: regulation of alternative mRNA splicing, via spliceosome. The transcript has a single exon.